AUGGAUUUCUUUAUCGUAAAGUCUUCGUAUGAAUACAACGUUCAGGAUUAUUUAAAUAAAUAUUUAAAAACUCCCUUGACUAGUACUGAGCUGUUAAUGAUGAAGUUGAAAGAACAAAUAUUAGAAGGAGACAAAAUUUACAGAUUGCUAAAGAUUUGUCUUCCAUUAUUCCAUUAUGUCAAAAGGAAGGAAGAACUAUUAAGUUUCAAUGAAAUGAAGGCAUUGAAAGCACUAACAAGCGAAUAA
Clunio marinus is the source of this 246-nucleotide messenger RNA. The record is from the annotation of a GenBank genome assembly. Lineage: Eukaryota; Metazoa; Arthropoda; Insecta; Diptera; Chironomidae.